AAAAUCAUUUCCAAUCAAAAGGAUUAAAUCCUCUAUCUUCCUUUACAGGCCAUAAUGCAGGGAGAGAAUAAUUUAAGACCUGUUCUCCAAGUCAUUAACAUCCGAGCCAUCGCCACAGGAAAUGGGCCACCUCGUUACCGUGUGCUGAUGAGCGAUGGGGUGAACACACUCUCCUCGUUCAUGCUGGCUACACAGCUGAAUUCUCUAAUUGAAGAAAAGCGCUUGUCUGCCCACUGUAUCUGCCAGAUUAACAGAUACAUCGUUAACAGCCUGAAGGAUGGCAGGAGAGUGAUUAUAUUGAUGGAUUUAGAUGUUCUCAAAACAGCUGAUGUGGUUGGUGCAGCUAUUGGCAAUCCAGUACCAUACAAUGAAGGACAGGGGCACCAGCAGCAGCAUUCCUCCACUCCAGCUGCCACCACAACAUACAGCAAACCACAGCAGCAGACUGGGAAUUCAGCAUCAGGUCCCACUGCGGUGAAGUACCAUGGCCCCACAAAGCAGUAUGGGAAAGCAGGCGGUUCCAGCUUCUUGAGCACCCCUGGUGGAUCACAGUCCAAAGUUGUACCAAUUGCAAGUCUGAAUCCAUACCAGUCCAAAUGGACCAUUUGUGCUCGUGUUACCCAAAAAGGCCAGAUUCGCACCUGGAGCAACUCCCGCGGUGAGGGAAAGCUGUUCUCUAUAGAGCUGGUUGAUGAAAGUGGUGAAAUUAGAGCUACUGCUUUCAAUGAUCAAGUGGACAAGUUUUUUCCGCUCAUUGAAUUGAAUAAGGUAUAUUACUUCACCAAAGGCCAUCUAAAGACAGCUAAUAAGCAGUAUACAGCUGUGAAAAAUGACUAUGAGAUCACAUUCAGUAAUGAGACUUCAGUAAUACCCUGUGAGGAUGCUCAGCACCUUCCUUCGGUUCAGUUUGCGUUUGUGCCCAUCUCUGAUUUGGAGAACACAUGCAAAGACACAAUUGUUGACAUAAUUGGAGUCUGUAAGAGCUAUGAAGACAUCACUAAAAUUACAGUGAAAUCUACCAAUAGAGAAGUAUCCAAGAGGAAUGUGCAUUUAAUGGAUACAUCUGGGAAGAUGGUGACAGCUACUCUGUGGGGAGAUGAGGCGGAAAGAUUUGAUGGGUCUAGACAGCCUGUGGUAGCCAUCAAAGGAGCCAGAGUUUCUGAUUUUGGUGGCCGGAGUCUUUCUGUCCUGACCUCGAGCACAGUUGUGGUGAACCCGGAUAGUCCAGAAGCAUUUAAACUUCGAGGCUGGUUUGACUCUGAAGGGCAGCUUUUGGAAGGUACCUCAAUUUCUGAUCUGAGAGGUGGACCAACAGCUGGAGGAAAUACCAACUGGAAAACUUUGUAUGAGGCUAAAUCUGAAAAUUUGGGACAAGGAGAUAAGGCAGAUUAUUUCAGCUGUGUGGCCACAGUGGUAUUCCUGCGCAAAGAGAACUGCAUAUAUCAGGCAUGUCCCUCUCAGGAUUGCAAUAAGAAAGUGAUAGACCAACAAAAUGGGUUGUAUCGCUGUGAAAAAUGUGAUCGCGAGUUCCCCAACUUCAAGUAUCGAAUGAUCCUCUCGGUGAACAUUGCGGACUGUCAGGAGAAUCAGUGGGUGACUUGUUUUCAGGAGUCAGCUGAGGUAAUUCUUGGCCAGAAUGCUGCUUUCCUUGGAGAACUGAAAGAAAAGAACGAACAGGCAUUUGAGGAACUGUUCCAAAAUGCCACCUUCAGGUCGUACGAAUUCAGGAUCAGAGUCAAGCUGGAGACUUACAAUGAUGAGUCGCGUAUUAAGGCUACAGUGAUGGAUGUGAAGCCUGUGAACUACAAAGAAUACAGCAAAAGGCUGAUCAUGAGCAUCAGGAAAAACGCAGUACAGCUAGGAUGAGAAGGAUGGUGCCGAUUGAGCUGAAGCUAGAACUUCCAUACCGAAUAACUAAAGAGCCGAAGUUAAACUGAGUUCUUCCCAGCCCCCAGUGAGAGUUUGCCAUUAGUUACACAGUGCUUGGUAGCCCUUAGAGUGGGAAAGGGAUUUCAUGGAAUUCUGUGAGCAGAUAUCCCGGCGGUAAAUAAGGCUGUCGUGGUCAAACUAUGGCAGAGCUGAAGAGGAGUCUCUAGACAAACUGAUACUAGCUUCUCCUGCAGGCCUGCAACCUGCGUGAAGAUUUCAUCCUUCAGACAUUUUGUUUGCCUUUGCUAAAGUAACUGCGCUCUUUGGUGGUUAAAAGCGAAAUUAGAGAGCGCUUUUUUAAAACGUGAUGAUAUAUGGCACCCUUGGCACUUCUGACCUGUUCUGAAGAGGGUGAGAGGGAGAGAUUGUCAUGCAGCUUUCUGAUGUGGACUAAAGAGAAAGGGCCUCUUAGCUCGAGUCAGUCCUCUGUCUGCAGAAUUCAAAGGCUUUCUCUUUCACAGGUGCCAGGCUUGGAAUGCAAUGCUUGGAAUGGCAAUAUGGUAGAAUUAUUAAUCAAAGGCAUAUCUCUCAUAUCUGAAGAAUAUCCUUCCUUCAGGGUUUAUCACACUGAGUCAGAUGGGUCUGAUAUUAAUCAAAAUUGUCUCUUCUGGGAGAGGCUGAUAAGCAUUGACUCUGACCCCCAGGGAAAUCUAGACAACUACAAAGCAUUGCUUUAGUUUUCACUUCAAUUAAUAUUGUGGUUUUGGCUGAUGAUUGCACAUACUUCCUGCCUUAUACAUGUUUCCUAUGUUGGUGUUUAAUUUCUUUAGUUUUGUUUGUAACAGUGUUUAAUCAGAAGUUUUUGUAUGAGGGGCGGGGACUUGGUUAAAGCAGUGUUUUCAAUAAACAAAAACAAUAAACAAAGCUUUGUUUUGUUCCUG
This is a messenger RNA of Pelodiscus sinensis (Chinese soft-shelled turtle), 2810 nucleotides long. Lineage: Eukaryota; Metazoa; Chordata; Testudines; Trionychidae. The record is from RefSeq and is a predicted model, not a curated record.